Molecule: messenger RNA, 1551 nt
Organism: Gekko japonicus
Lineage: Eukaryota; Metazoa; Chordata; Lepidosauria; Squamata; Gekkonidae
Gene: PCSK2
Product: proprotein convertase subtilisin/kexin type 2
Exons: 7
Biological process (GO): protein processing
Cellular component (GO): Golgi membrane; trans-Golgi network
Molecular function (GO): serine-type endopeptidase activity
Source: RefSeq, a predicted model, not a curated record
AACGCCCAAGCCAGCUACGAUUUCAGCAGCAACGAUCCCUAUCCAUACCCACGCUAUACUGAUGACUGGUUUAACAGUCAUGGAACCCGGUGCGCUGGAGAAGUCUCUGCUGCAGCAAACAACAACAUCUGUGGAGUCGGAGUGGCCUAUAAUUCAAAGGUGGCAGGUAUCCGGAUGCUGGAUCAGCCCUUUAUGACAGACAUCAUUGAAGCUUCUUCCAUCAGUCACAUGCCCCAAGUCAUAGAUAUAUACAGUGCCAGCUGGGGCCCCACUGACAAUGGUAAGACUGUGGAUGGACCAAGAGAACUCACCUUACAAGCCAUGGCAGAUGGGGUCAACAAGGGCCGUGGUGGAAAGGGAAGCAUCUAUGUGUGGGCCUCUGGAGACGGCGGAAGUUACGAUGACUGCAACUGCGAUGGCUACGCGUCUAGCAUGUGGACCAUUUCCAUCAACUCGGCGAUAAAUGACGGCCGGACUGCUUUAUAUGACGAAAGCUGCUCCUCUACUUUGGCCUCCACAUUUAGCAACGGGAGAAAGAGAAAUCCUGAAGCUGGUGUGGCGACGACAGAUUUAUACGGCAACUGUACGCUGCGUCACUCCGGAACAUCUGCAGCUGCACCGGAGGCGGCUGGAGUGUUUGCGCUUGCGCUGGAGGCAAACGUGGAUCUGACGUGGAGGGACAUGCAGCAUCUGACAGUCCUCACUUCCAAGAGGAAUCAGCUCCACGACGAAGUCCACCAGUGGCGAAGAAACGGGGUCGGCCUGGAGUUCAACCACUUGUUCGGCUAUGGUGUCCUCGACGCUGGGGCGAUGGUCAAGAUGGCCAAAGACUGGAAAACUGUUCCAGAGAGGUUUCACUGCGUUGGUGGCUCGAUACAAGAGCCUCGGAAAAUACCAUCCAACGGCAAGUUGGUUCUGACACUCACAACUGACGCUUGCGAGGGGAAGGAGAACUUUGUCCGUUAUCUGGAACACGUUCAGGCAGUGAUCACCGUGAACUCCACCAGAAGGGGGGAUCUGAACAUCAACAUGACGUCCCCGAUGGGAACGAAAUCUAUUUUGCUGAGUCGACGUCCGAGGGAUGAUGACUCCAAAGUGGGCUUUGACAAAUGGCCUUUCAUGACGACGCAUUCUUGGGGAGAAGACCCCAGAGGUACUUGGGUCCUUGAAGUCGGGUUUGUUGGUAUCAUGCCUCAGAAGGGAGUCCUGAAAGAGUGGACAUUAAUGCUACACGGGACUCAAAGUGCACCCUAUAUAGACCAAAUAGUAAAAGAUUACCAGUCUAAAUUGGCCAUGUCCAAGAAGGAGGAGUUGGAAGAAGAAUUAGAUGAAGCCGUGGAAAGAAGUUUGAAAAGUAUAUUCAGCAAGAACUAGCACCGUUUUGCAUGUUGGCCUCCUUUCCCCAUUUCCUUUCUUAAACCUCUCUGUUGGGCACACGCCGGUAAUUGUCUCUAGUUCAUUAUCCUGAGUUUCUGAUUUUACAAUUGUCCAUGUUGUCUUAUUUAAUUACAAUGGAAACUUUUGAAUCCUGAGCCACAAAUAUAUUAUAUU